AUGCUGGAUGAUGCCGAUAAAAGACAUGCAGUGAAGCUGGAUACUGAGAAGCUUUGGUUAGAGCAGCUCCAAGACAAAUACUACGAUAUGGAUGACGUUUUGGACACCUGGAGCACUGCAAGGAUCAAAGCAGAGAUAGAGAAAAAAGAAGGAAAACCAGCUGAUGUUAACGCUCCUGCUGUUGUGAAGAAGGUAUGCUCCUUCCCAUCUCCAUUAUGUUGUUUUAACCUUCCACUGCGUCAUGAUGUUGGUCACAAGAUUAAAAAACUGAAUGAAAAAUUAGAUGAGAUUUUCAAUGACAGAGAGAAGUAUGGGAUUGACUUUAACAGGCAACCUGAAGUAGUUGAGCGACCGAUAACUACAUCCUUUCUGGAUGAGUCCAAUAUAAUUGGUCGUGAUAACUAUAGGGAGGAGCUGUUGAGCAAUCUCUUAGGCGUGGGAGUCCAAAGGAAAGAAAACCCCGUGUCAUAUCUUUGGUGGGCAUGGGAGGUCUUGGAAAAACCACAUUGCCCAAAUAACCUACAGUCACAGUGA
Messenger RNA from Quercus lobata, 534 nucleotides. RefSeq lists its product as uncharacterized. Lineage: Eukaryota; Viridiplantae; Streptophyta; Magnoliopsida; Fagales; Fagaceae. The coding region runs from base 1 to 534 and encodes 177 amino acids. The transcript has a single exon. The record is from RefSeq and is a predicted model, not a curated record.